AUGUCCGAAGAUGCCCGCUCACUGGGAACGCUGGCAGCGGCGGUUGCCCCUGGUUAUAUGCAAACCGCUGCGGCUACCACAUUCGAGGCUUCCAUUGCAGGAUCAUGGACGGGCCUGACCGGCCGCAAACAGGGACUGGCCAGACCUGGAGAUGUCGAAAAGAUUUCACAGGCUCAAUGGUUCACGGGCGGCUGA
Molecule: messenger RNA, 195 nt
Organism: Neurospora hispaniola
Lineage: Eukaryota; Fungi; Ascomycota; Sordariomycetes; Sordariales; Sordariaceae
Exons: 2
Coding region: 1-195 (64 amino acids)
Source: RefSeq, a predicted model, not a curated record